This is a messenger RNA of Austrofundulus limnaeus, 1760 nucleotides long. Its product is annotated as DNA repair-scaffolding protein. Gene Ontology annotation, biological process: double-strand break repair via homologous recombination; regulation of establishment of protein localization to chromosome. Lineage: Eukaryota; Metazoa; Chordata; Actinopteri; Cyprinodontiformes; Rivulidae. Gene Ontology annotation, cellular component: nuclear chromosome; nucleoplasm. The record is from RefSeq and is a predicted model, not a curated record.
CGGUUAGCUUCGUCUGCAACGCAAACCCAACACGAAGGAGCAAACAUCGGCAAAAUGGGUUUAACAGUUGAAUUUUUCCCAUUUUCAUUGCGUGAGCGGGAAAAUACACAGAAACCGUAAGCUGCUGGAGUUCAAUAUAGAUUUUUUUUUGUCUCCACCAUGUCUUCACGAAAGCGUAAACGGUACUCAAAGAAGGACAUAAAGCACGUUUUCUUCCCGGAUGACGACAACAACAAGAGUCUCCAGCAGGAUGUGGGAAGAGAAGCUUCACUACUUUYAUCCAGCAAGAGUUGGACGAAGUGUGGAGACAGCUUUUUGGGCACUCCGGUGUUAAAGAACCUCCGGUCAUCAAGAAGAAAGCUGUCCUCUGUAAGAAGGUUUGCUCAGUCGCCUGCUUUAGUGCAGAGCAGUUCUCACAGUAAUGAGAACCCUGAGCAGAUUGCGUGGAGUUCCAGUGACACCGAACAGUCUGACGAGAAUCAGGAGAAGAAAAACACUAAAGCUGUUUCACAGCAACAGCGGCGGCCUCAGCGAUCAGGGAAAGCCACAGCUCCUAUUCAGUCUUACAUCAGAGCUCUGAGCGUGCUCACUGCUAAUAAAGAUGACCUGCCUGUCAUAGACACAGACAGUGAUCUGGGUGGAUCCGAGGAAGAUGCUGAAAAGUACAGUGGGCAACAAAUCUCAGACUGUGACUCCAACUCCGCUGAUGAAAGACCAAAAGACCUACAUGUUGAAUCUGCAAAUGACGACGAGCUUGUGAUCACAGGUUACGUCUCUGAUGGGGAGGAUGUUGGCGACACGUUGACCUCAAGCAAACUGGACUCCGAAAUCUUCCCUCUCCAAAGUGGCGAGGGCAGCAAAAAGUCAGUCAGCAACUGGCUAAAAUCGGCACAGGCGCUGCUGCAGACGCCCCAAAAACCGACUGACCGGCAGUCCAAGACCCCGGAGGACUCCGCCAAAAAGAAAAGGAAGUUUAAAAGUGGAGGUCUGGCAGAGAGGCUGAAUCGGCUUCAGUGCAGACAGAGGUCAGCUAUCAGUUUCUGGAGGCACGAGUUCGUCUCUGACCCCACAGCAGCAACGAACACAACAGUGGACAGGCCCGGUGUGCUGGUGCUGGAGGUCCUGGAUGUCCACGAGGAGUGCAGCAUGCAGCUGGCACGUUGCCAGCACCGCCAUCCCCCCGGAGACGUCAACCAGCACGAUAAAUCUGUCCCGGAGGAAAGAACGAGUGUUUUGGUGUUGUUCAACAAAGAGACGGCUGCUAAGCUGAGUCCUGCACCUAGAGAUAUYAUCCACGUUUUCCCACCAUGGCAAAGUCUCUCCGUGGAAGGCUUCGGCCAUUCUGUGAUCCUGAACACACACUUCAGCCAGAAAGCCUAUGCCGCUUCCAAACCAGGCAGCAGUUCCUUACAAAGAGCCUGGGUCUCCGCCGAAAGGCACGCGCCGUAUUACUUGGGUCAAACAUUCGGACUUGUGGACGAMUGUGGGACCAAAUGUGAAAGCAGUGACAAGCAGGUUGCAGCCCCUGAUGCUCUGCGCAGCGUUGGGGGUUCUGGAGUUACGAUGAAACACUGCGUCUCUCUCCUGGAAGCUAUCGAAGGACUUGGCCAGGCCGGUUUUGUGGAGCAAGAUGUGGACGUGGUUAUCCAGAGAGUUUACUCUGUCCCCCUGGCGGACUCGCCUCCUGUGUCCAUUCUCAAAUCCAGAGUCUCCCUCCGGUCCUCCACGGCUCCUCCUCCUGCAGAGAAAGGCAAAACCAG